Molecule: messenger RNA, 987 nt
Organism: Gadus morhua (Atlantic cod)
Lineage: Eukaryota; Metazoa; Chordata; Actinopteri; Gadiformes; Gadidae
Product: olfactory receptor 52K1-like
Exons: 1
Coding region: 1-987 (328 amino acids)
Biological process (GO): G protein-coupled receptor signaling pathway
Cellular component (GO): plasma membrane
Molecular function (GO): olfactory receptor activity; G protein-coupled receptor activity
Source: RefSeq, a predicted model, not a curated record
AUGAAUACCAGCAACACGACGGUCCAAAUAACAGAAUUUAUAAUCCUUGGCUUCCCAGGACUCAACCCUAAAUAUGAUGGCCUGGUGGCAGCCUUCCUCUUUGUCCUGUACUUGAUCAUUAUCGGAGGAAAUCUCUUAAUUUUGGUGUUUGUGUGCUGUGAGAGGAGUCUCCACAAGCCCACCUAUUUAAUCUUCUGCCAUCUGGCCAUGAACGACCUGUUGUUUGGAACGGUGACGCUCCCCAAGAUGAUAUCCAGAUAUUGGCUGGAUGACAGAAUCAUACCAUUUAGCGCCUGCUUCACUCAGAUGUACUUUGUCCACUCUUUAGGAGCCAUCCACUCCAUCAUUCUGCUGAUCAUGGCCCUCGAUCGCUUCAUCGCAAUCUGCGUCCCGCUGCGCUACCCCGCCCUGAUUACCACCAAGAAUAUUUCCAUUGUGUGUUUGUUGUCUUGGGCCCUCACAUUUCUUAGAAUGUCAGGAGUUAUGACCCAAGCGCUCAACUUUUCGUACUGCGCUUCAAAUGUCAUCAUUCAGUGCUAUUGUGACUUCAUAUCCAUCAGCAGCCUCGGCUGUGGAAAGGAGGAGGUGAAGUUUGCCAUGUCUGUAGCCGUGGGCAAUGCCAUGUUCAGUCUGUUGCUUCCCCUGGCGUUCAUUAUUUUUUCAUACUUUUCUAUUAUCAUUGUGGCAGUUUUGAAACUGGCCAGAACGAGGGAAGGGCGCUACAAAGCCCUAUCCACGUGCACGCCACAGAUCUUCAUAACCUGUCUGUAUUACCUGCCCCGCUGUUUUGUCUAUAUCUCAAGUUUGGUAGGGUUUUCAUUCGGUAUCAAUUUCAAGAUUUCCCUGGUAUUGUUGUACAGUCUCGGUCCGGCUGCUGUAAAUCCGAUCAUUUAUUGUUUAAAGACGAAGGAUAUUAAGGAUAAUAUGAUAAAGAGGUUGAAAAACACAAGAAUUGGUGUGAGGGUUGAAAAUCCAAGCCAAAAAUAA